AUGGGGCUGUAUUUUGAUAAGCCUCAGCACUUUACGGAGUGGCGGACAAGCCUGAAAGAAGGCGAAUUUCCCUCACGGCUGAACUAUGGAGAGUAUCUUCAACAUACAUGGGCGCAAGCAAUGAGUGCAGCUGAGCAGGCUGGGUUGAACGUUUCCGUCAUUCAUGAGGAAGCCAAAGCAAUCGAACGAUUGAGCGAUGGUGCUUUUUCUUUGGCCCUUUCCAACGAAACAACACUAGUGUCGCAGGCUGUCGUUCUCGCCCUUGGUAAUUUUACCUCGGUGUACAACUCCCAUCUGCUCAACUUACCGGGAUUCUUUCCGAGCCCAUGGCCUCUAUCACAAUUCAAAUCUAUUCCACCUAGCUCUUCGGUGAUUAUCGUUGGCUCUCGCUUGUCUGCUAUUGAUGCUGCAACCUACCUCUGUGAUAAUGGUCACAGAGGAACGAUCACUUUGAUGUCACGCGGUGGCCGUCUGCCUCGAGUUCAAGGAGACCAGACUACCUAUUCGCGUCGGUACGUCCUGUUUGAGCUUGCUAAACAACUUGAAUCGGACCCGGACGACAGCCUUCUUCAAGUCACAAGUGGUCUAAUGGCUGAACUUUCACAAGCUACAAACGGGGAUUGGAGCUGGAUCAUUGAUGAUUCAUCUCCAGAGAAGCAACUACGACAGGACAUCAAGGCUGCAAUGACCAAUCAAGUGCAGUGGCAAGCUGUUCUGCGAGGCACGGCUCCUGUUGUGGAGCGAUAUUGGAAUCGACUAUCCCCACGAAGCCAACAGCUAUUCAUGGAGAAAUACCACAGCACAUGGAUGAGGUUCCGUCAUGGAAUGCCUGUGCAGAAUGCACAAAAAAUCGUCAGGAUGCUAGAAAGUGGGCAGCUCAAGAUUGUCAAAGGAGAGAGUGUCAGAUGGGAUGGUACGUUCAAAGCAGAGACCUCGUCUGGAAUUAUCGAGGCCCCGUAUAUCAUUGAGGCAACGGGCCAAGAGUGCAGUCUCGAACGUAUUCCGUCGCCGCUUCUCCGAUCUGCAUUGAAGAACACGCUGAUUACCCCCCACCCCAGGGGUGGGAUAUCUGUGGAUUUUGACGACUUGAGCGCUUCACCAGGGCUAUACGCCAUCGGAUCGCUCACAUGUGGUUCACAUUUCUAUGUGAGUGCCAUCGACCGUAUCGCAGCCCAUGCUUCUCGGAUCUCCUACAGUUUGACGCAAACCCCUUGUGCCCGGUCGUUACACGUGGCAAUAUUCUGUGGAUCAGAUCUCUUCUCGCACCUCAUGAUGAGCAGAAUGGUCCCUCAACUUCUUGCUGCUGGUCAUGUUCCGUACGUCUUUCUUCCAGAACACAAGGCUAGUCGCAGUUCGACAUUGUUCGACCUCAGAGAGCUGGCAUUCUUUGAAAGAGAAUUACUUCAGCAGUAUAUUUUGCCUUACUUCAAAGAUGAUUUUUCGUACGGCGCAACGCAUCAAACAGUGGACCAGCUUCGCGCCAAAUACGGAAUCCUCGUUGAAAAAGUACCCAAUGUCAACAAGAUGUCUUUCAUAAAGACGCUUGACAAGCACCACAUUAGUGUCGGGUUAUCAGUGCGCUGCUAUCAGCGAUUCAAAACAGACAUCAUUCGAUACUUUUCCAAGCCCCGACGCCUGUUGAAUCUUCACCCCGGCGUACUGCCUGCCUACCGCGGAGUUAUGACGACCGUCCGCGCCAUGAAGAACAAGGAGACUUAUUUCGGGUAUUCGCUCCACGAUAUUGAUGAGGACUGGGACGCCGGAGAUGUGAUUGACAUCCGAGAGCAUCCCAUUGACUAUUCUAAAUCAAUGCUAGCAUUUAUGGCGGAUGUCUACAAAAUGGGAGUGGCUGUUUCAGUAGCUGCCUUGGAUAAAAUCUCCAGGGGAAAAGAACUAUCCAAAACCCCUCAGAAGACCGAAGCAAGUGGGUACUAUACGUUCCCAACUAAGGAGGAAAUGGAAGAUAUUAAGCAAGAUGGAAUUCGCUUGGUUGAUUCUCAGAGCAUUGUUGAUAUCAUCGUGAAUUCGUUCGCGUCGCCGAGGGACCAGGAGAAAUUCCGCAUAUAUAUCGAAGCGGCUGUGCAAGAUUGGUAUAGACGGAACUCGGUUUGA
This is a messenger RNA of Penicillium pulvis, 2112 nucleotides long. Its product is annotated as FAD-NAD(P)-binding-domain-containing protein. Bases 1 to 2112 code for a protein of 703 amino acids. The record is from RefSeq and is a predicted model, not a curated record. Gene Ontology annotation, biological process: biosynthetic process. The transcript has a single exon. Lineage: Eukaryota; Fungi; Ascomycota; Eurotiomycetes; Eurotiales; Aspergillaceae.